UCUUGUUUCUAUUCUAUUCCUAUGUUCUAUAGUGUCUGUUUAUUUCUAUUGUUAUUUUCUAUCAUAUUAUGUUAUAUUCUCAGCUCACUUGUCAUUUACACCUGUCCUUUCUACCCUCCUACUUUCCUUGAAGCAAUACUGUUCCUAAAGUAUUGUCGGGAGGAAGAAUGAUUUGUGAUUGAUAAAAGACCGGGUCCAAACUACAAAGGUUGUCCCGCGCGACACCUCCUGGUCGGCGACUGACAAUCACGGGACUGUCAGUCUGUCCCGCGGAGCUUCAACUUUCCGUUCAAACAGAAAAGUCGGGAAUGUUGCAUUUUUUUCUCUCCAGGAUUUCUUUGGGUAAAAACCAGGCGUGAAUAGCUCUGUAAUGUGAUGAAGCAGAGAGGAAAAGGAGGAGAAGAAGGAUGAAGGUGAAUUCUCACCACCUAACCUCCCUGUCUAAGGGCCCUGCUAGCAGCUUCGACAGAGAGGGGAGACUGAGGGUGGGGCGGGAGACACAGGGCAUGUGUGAGAGAUGGUGUCGUUUGAGAGGAAACCUCCUCUUCAUCAUGAAGAAAACUCAACAGAGAUCUGCUUUAGAGGAGGUGCUGGUUCUGGAGAGAUGUCAUGUUCUGGAGAGCACAGACAACAGCAAUGGACUACUCAUUAGGUUUGACAGUGGAGAGCCAGGUGUGUAUGUAGAGUGUGUGAAUUCAGGUGAGGUUAACUCCUGGUUGGUGGCUCUGAGAGAAGCUAACUCUGAGGGGUUAACCAACCGGAUCAGACACCUCCGGACACAACUCAUGGACACAGCCGGGAAUAGCUCUGAGAAUUCCGUCGGAAAUGCAGAGACCACUGUAGUUGAUGCUGUGUGUCCUGCUAAACAGUCACCAUUGGAGUUCAGUAUUGACUGUAGGGGUCUGUCUAUAGGACACAGGGAGAAGAGACCCAACGCGGUGGUGCAGGUGUCAGUCAUCAACACACAGACACACACCAUCACUGACUACUGCUGUACGGAGAUAGUAGAGAGCUCCAGUGACCCAGUGUUUCUGACCGGUGUGUGUAUCUCUCCUGACCACCCUUUCACCCUGGACACGACACUCAAACUGACCGUCUAUCACGCCAAGGUCAAAACACACGACACGAGGAGUUGUUUAGGCUUCACCUGCUUCUCCAUCAGAGAUCUACUCAGGACCAAUGAGCCUCAGCUCUCCCUCAGCCUCAGGUCUGCGGACGGAACGAGCGAGGUCGGGGAGGUGAAGCUGGGUCGUCUGCAGAUGAGAGACAUGGAAAACAGAGAGGGGGAGGACACCACUUCAGACAUGCAUGGACACAAGUGUCUCCUGUGUGAUUCUCUCCAUGGCUCCAUGCACGACAGAGACAACAGUCCCAUGAUGAGGGCAGUGUUCAGGAGCACAGUCUGUAAAGUGUACCGGUUCCAGACCGAGUCUAGCAGGUGGAUGCUGGUGAGAGAACAGAUGAGCGAAAGCCCUCUGUCCUCCAGUCUACCCAAACAGCUUCUGUCCUGCUACAUACAAGAGGACAUGAGGAGGGUCCAGGAGCUUUGUGACCUGUGUGACCUUUCACCCUACUGGGAUCGGUUAAGGACUGAUGUUAUCGCCCACUACAGUCAGCUGAUCAGCACCUACCAGGAAACACUGACAGAACUCAACAAACUGACAGGCUCGUCCUGCUCCUUUAAGGCCAGCUGUAGUAAGAGUGACAGAUAUCUAGAGUUUAUACCUGUCAACCUGCACACACAGAGGAUGCAGGUUACCUGCUCACGGAGAACAGUAUGGUAUGAUGUUGUGACAGUAGGAGCACCAGCUGAUCACUACCAGGGGUUUAAACACGGUGGGCUACAGAGGCUGCUCAACAAACCAGACAGCGACAACAAGAGUGUUAGUGCAGCAUAUUGUUGUAUCUCCUACUCACCAGAGGAGAGCUCCAGAGCCAGGGAGGUACUGAGUAGUGUCUCCCAGCUCCAGCCUCUCAUCUCUGGGCUAACUGAGGAGCUGCUGCAGGCUACUUUGGAAGUCAACUCCCAAAGACUACGGAACAUACUGCACAGCCUGGCACACAGGACUGAACAUUUUGUUCACGCUCUGAAAGAUGAGCUGGUAAAGAACGCCCUGUUGGCUCUCCACACGGCAAGGCCCGCCUACCACCUCAGCAACGGACACGCCCAUGUAACCCACGGUAAUGGGACGGGUCCCAGGCUCUCCUCGGCCAAUCAGGACGGGUUACGGCCGUCGAUACGGCGACAGGAAUCCAUCCCCCAACACACGGAGUAUGACGAGGAAGAAGAGUGGGACAGGGUGUGGGCUAACGUUGCUAUGAGUCUGAACUGCAUCAUCGCCUUGGUGGACCGGCUCCAGGAGAGGGAGACCAGGAAACAGGAAGUGACCUCACAGACACAGAAUGAUGUCACCACCACCUCACACAACACUGACACUUCCCGCGCUCCUUGGCAGGCCUCUCUCGCCCCUCUUCCAGAGCCGUCCCCUUCGUGGCAAGAACAACUCCUCCCUCUAGUUGUGACUCUGAAGGAGUGUGUGAGUGACGCGGUGGAGAGGGCCCGGUGUGCUAUGACCUUCGUCCUCCUACGGGCAGCAGCAUCAGCCUGCCGCGGUCAGGCACUGACACACAGACGAGAUGCUGUCUUCAGCCAGGCACUGUGUGCGGUGGUGUGUGGGUUUGUAUUGAGGCUGUACUCGGGUCUGGAGGAUAAAGGCUUCCUGCUGCAGCUCUGUGAGGUUGGGCUCAUCACACAGUUUGAAGGACUGCUCAGCACCUACAGUGAUGAGGUGGGUAUGUUAGAGGAUAUGGAGAUGGGAGUAUCAGACCUGAAUAGAGUCUCCUUCAAAAUAACUGAAGCCAAAUCAGAGCAACCCACAGAUCUACUGCCCUCUGUCACUGGACUACGGGGUUGUUUUUGUGUGGAAGUCCCCUUGCCGUCGGAGAUGUUUCUGUUGUUACCAGGGGAACUGAGAGAUGGGCGGGACUUAAGAGUUCACCCGUUACUGUUUAACAUCGGCAUCAACCAGCAACAGAGUCUAGCCGAGAGGUUCGGAGACAGUUCUCUCCAAGAAAGGAUCAACCUCAGAAGCUGUGAGAUGUUGAAGUCCUACCACAAGACCCUGAGAGACAAACUACCCAACUUGACCCUGCCCUGUUCCCGGUCCCCGUUAGCUGUGGAGGACUUGUUGUGUUCUCUGGAGCAGUCUCUGGAGAUGAAGAAGAGGAAGAACGUAGAGGUCCUGUGGCUCGCUGCCUCCGUGUGCAGGAGGUUGAAUGGUGUCAGGUUAACCAGCUGUAAAAGUGCCAAAGACAGGACCUCCAUGUCUGUGACUUUAGAACAGUGUAUGUUGCUAAGAGACGAACACACACUCAGCAAGGAGCACUUUAACAGAGCACUGGACUGCAUGAGGAGCUCUCGUCUCCAGCAGGGCCAGAUAGUGGGUUGUUGGGACCCAGAGAGAGGAGCUGGGUCGUGGUCUGGGUUUAAGGGGGAACAGAAGACUCCAGCAGCACCUGGCAGACACUUCUAUCCGGGAGGGCUGUAGAAUGGAGAACGUUGAGAAGAACAUCAGAAGCAGGAAGUAUGCUUUCAACAGCAUCCAGCUGAAGACCUUCCCUAAACCCUACCG
Molecule: messenger RNA, 3632 nt
Organism: Oncorhynchus masou masou (cherry salmon)
Lineage: Eukaryota; Metazoa; Chordata; Actinopteri; Salmoniformes; Salmonidae
Product: type II inositol 3,4-bisphosphate 4-phosphatase-like
Cellular component (GO): cytoplasm
Molecular function (GO): phosphatidylinositol-3,4-bisphosphate 4-phosphatase activity
Source: RefSeq, a predicted model, not a curated record